AUGAAGGACUUGGGCUUACAUGAUGACUUUGGUGCUCCCUUCUUCAAGGCCUUCUCCGGAAUCUCGUUGAUCCCAAUGUUCUCGAUCUUCACCACCAACCAGGUGGUUCUCGAUCACGUUGCGUGCUCCUUCAUGCAUGUUAUCGACUUCGACAUCGGCCUUGAGAUCCAAUACGCUUCUCUCAUGAAGGAGAUAGCGGAGAAGGCCAUGAAAUUGCCGCUUCUCCGAAUCACCAUCGUCAUUCCCGAAGAGUACGCCGUCGAGAGCACGCUGGUACGCGAAAACCUCGAGCAGUUCGCUCUCGAACUCAGGAUUCACGUCCAAGUCAACUUCGUGCCGCUCCGAACCUUUGAGACACUCUCCUUUAAGGUAGUGAAGCUCGUGGACGGCGAGAGUACCACCGUGCUCCUUUCCCUAGUGAUUUUCCACCACCUCGGAAAUGCUGCCACGUUCUUGGCAGACUUGCAGAUGGUCUCUCCAAGCGUUGUGGUUUUGGUGGAUAGUAAGGGGUGGGCGGAUAUGGCUACAAUAGCAGCCUCGUCGUUCCAACGCGGCGUCGCGAGCAAUUUGGAGUACUACUUGAUGAUGUUGAGUCGCUGGAUGUGUCGACGCCUGGGGAGGAUCGAGAUGAUGCAUCUGCGACCGAAGGUUGGGUUGAAGAUGGAAGAUGGAAGGAAAAGACGAGGGAAAGAGAGGGAGAAAAGUUGA
Molecule: messenger RNA, 708 nt
Organism: Vigna radiata var. radiata (mung bean)
Lineage: Eukaryota; Viridiplantae; Streptophyta; Magnoliopsida; Fabales; Fabaceae
Product: scarecrow-like protein 15
Exons: 1
Coding region: 1-708 (235 amino acids)
Biological process (GO): regulation of DNA-templated transcription
Cellular component (GO): nucleus
Molecular function (GO): sequence-specific DNA binding; DNA-binding transcription factor activity
Source: RefSeq, a predicted model, not a curated record